AUGGGUUGUCGUGUCAUAUGUUUCGUAUGUUGUCUGUCUUUGUUGUUCGGCGCCGGAGUUUAUGGCUACCCGGAAGAAGAUUUAGUGACGGGACUGCCCGGACAGCCGGAAGUAUCUUUCCGGCAAUUCUCCGGCUACGUGGACGUCGACGAGAAGGCCGGGAGGAGUUUGUUUUACUACUUCGUUGAAGCUGAGAAAGAUGUUCAUAGGCUUCCGUUAACUCUUUGGCUAAAUGGAGGUCCCGGAUGCUCCUCGAUCGGCGGUGGUGCCUUUACAGAGUUGGGCCCCUUUUUUCCGUCCGGCGACGGCCGUGGUCUUAUAAAAAAUUCCAAAUCGUGGAACAAAGCAUCGAACCUUCUGUUUGUUGAGUCUCCCGCCGGAGUAGGAUGGUCAUACUCGAACACAAGUAGUGAUUACACUUGUGGGGAUAUCAGCACUGCGGAGGAUAUGCUUAUAUUCAUGAAAAAAUGGUAUGAAAAAUUCCAAGAAUUUCUGGACAGACCUUUGUUUCUCACCGGUGAAAGCUAUGCAGGACAUUACAUUCCACAGCUAGCAAGUCUUAUGAUAGACCACAACAAACACUCCAAAGGGCAUCAAUUCAACAUUAAGGGCGUAGCGCUAGGGAAUCCGUUACUGAAGCUUGACAGAGAUGUGCCGGCGGUGACGGAAUUCAUGUGGUCUCACGGAAUGAUUUCCGACGAGAACUAUAACGCCAUUAGGAAUGAAUGCGACUUCGACGAUUACAGCUUCAUCUAUCCGCACAAUGAAUCCGAUUCAUGUAACGCCGCUAUUAACGAAGAGAAUCGCGCCGUUACCGACUACAUCAACGUUUAUGAUGUCAUUGUUGACGUCUGCUAUCCCUCCAUUGUUGAGCAAGAGCUCAGAUUACACAAAGUGGUUACGAAGAUGAGCAUGGGAAUUGACGUGUGCAUGGGGUCAGAGAGGACCUUCUAUUUCAACCUUCCAGAAGUUCAGAAGGCUCUCCAUGCAAAUCGAACGAAUUUACCUUAUGAUUGGAAGACAUGUGCUGACUAUUCUUUGUUGAAGUACAACCAGACAGAUGGCGACGCCAAUGUUGUCCCCCUGCUUAAGAAAUUACUGCAACACAAAAUUCCUCUCUGGAUAUACAGUGGAGAUCAAGAUUCAGUGGUACCGCUAGUGGGGUCAAGAACGAUAGUACGUGAGUUAGCCGCGGACAUGAAAAUGAGCAUCACAGUGCCCUACAGUGCAUGGUUUCACAAGGGCCAAGUGGGAGGGUGGCAGACAGAGUAUGGAAAGUUGUUGACAUUUGCAACAGUGAGAGGGGCAGCUCACAUGGUGCCAUAUGCACAGCCUGGAAGAGCUUUGCAUCUCUUCAGUUCCUUCAUCCGAGGAAGACGACUGCCUAACACUACUUCUAUUCCCAUUGAUCAACAACAAUAUUAUUAUUAAUUAGUGUGGAUACAUGGCACUCUACAUCUCUAUGUCUUAUUCCAAUUAUAUUUAUGUGUGAUCUAUAACA
Messenger RNA from Ipomoea triloba (trilobed morning glory), 1501 nucleotides. Its product is annotated as serine carboxypeptidase-like 42. Bases 1 to 1431 code for a protein of 476 amino acids. The transcript has 10 exons. The record is from RefSeq and is a predicted model, not a curated record. Gene Ontology annotation, biological process: proteolysis. Gene Ontology annotation, molecular function: serine-type carboxypeptidase activity. NCBI's taxonomy places the organism in Eukaryota, Viridiplantae, Streptophyta, Magnoliopsida, Solanales, Convolvulaceae.